Messenger RNA from Python bivittatus (Burmese python), 677 nucleotides. RefSeq names its product mitochondrial ribosomal protein L55 (gene MRPL55). Gene Ontology annotation, biological process: translation. The record is from RefSeq and is a predicted model, not a curated record. Gene Ontology annotation, molecular function: structural constituent of ribosome. Lineage: Eukaryota; Metazoa; Chordata; Lepidosauria; Squamata; Pythonidae. Gene Ontology annotation, cellular component: mitochondrial large ribosomal subunit.
GAUAGGUCGAACCAUUCUGGGGGAGGGGGAGAGAAGAAGGAGGCCGCGGGUGUUCGCAGCGUGGGAAAGCAGGGACCGAACCACUGCAGUUUUCCAGCGCCUCUGACUAUGGCCCGGAAAACCCCCGUCGCCUUUUGCUCCUGUUAAGAAUUUCUGACCAGGAUUUGUUUCCAUGGCUGCGUCGCACGUCAGAAUGGCAGCUCUAAGCAGGGGUUUCAGCAUCUUGCAGGUCGAGGGUCUGUCCAGGUUCUUUCUCAGGGCUUGCGGACUUCACACGUCACCCCACCAGCUGAACUCGAAUCGGACCUCCAUCGCUUGCUUCCCGAGGCAGAAGUACGCGCGGCUGUAUCCAGUUCUCCUGAUUAGGCCAGACGGAUCCACGAUCCACCUCCGCUACAAAGAGCCAAGGCGGAUCCUUUCGGUACCAGUAGACAUCAACACCCUCCCUGAGGCCGAAAGGAGAAGCCGGUUGAGGAGAAAGAACUUGAUGAAGUCCAGACGAGAGGAAGUCACUUUUGAAGACGACUUUCAACUGGAUGAUUACACGAAAUUUUGGAAUAAAAAGUGAGAUUUUUUUUUCCAGCGGGGAAAACAAAUUCAGUGCAGCGAAUAUCUAGAAUGUUAUAGAAGGGGCAAGAAAUUACCAUCCACCCACCAAUAAAGAGAUUUCUUUCUAA